ACCCCUACAGAACCACUCAAAGCAAAAGCUUCAUACCAAAGAUCAUGUUCCUGGCUGCAGUAGGCAGGCCAAGGUAUGGGGAGGGUGGAGAUGUGUUAUGGGAUGGGAAAAUAGGCAUUUUCCCAUUCACUUUUGAACAGGCAGCGCAAAGGUCUAGUAAAAACAGGCCUGCAGGGACAUUGGAAACAAAGGCUGAACCAACUGUGAAUAGAGAUGUUAUGAAGAGAAUGUUACUGACUAAUUUGAUACCUGCAAUUAAGCAGAAAUGGCCUGGGUCAUCAAGGGAUAUUAUUAUCCAACAAGAUAAUGCUAAGCCUCAUGUGGAUGGCAAUGACCCUGAAAUUGUUGCUGCUGCUCAAGAAGGGGACUGGAACAUUCAACUGAAAUUCCAGCCCCCCAACAGCCCUGAUUUAAAUGUACUUGAUCUAGGAUUUUUUAGAUCCAUUGACUCAGUACAAGACCAAACAGCUCCUAGGUCAUUGACAGACUUGGUUAAGUUUGUCACAACAGCCUUUGAAGAACUAUCACAUGACAAACUAAACAAUGUCUUCUUAACUCUACAAGGGGUGAUGGGUGAGAUACUCAGUCAUAAUGGAGGAAACCAAUUCAAAAUUCCUCAUAUGGGAAAAAGCGCUAUUAAAAUGCUCAUCGAUACUUCCCCUUCCCCACCAAAUUUGGUCUCUACAGUAAUUGAGAAAAAUGUUGAAUCUCUUGAUCAAGAAUCCAAGGUGGACUCAAGCGUAGAUUCACAGGUAGGAGAUGACGAGGACAGUGCACUCGGAGCUAUGAAGGAAGAUGAGGAGUCUAAAGUCAUGGAAAAAGAUGAUAGUGCUAGUGUUGCAGAUGUUGUUAAUGUCUACGCACUUAAUCCCACAUCAAAUGAAUUUUUUGUGCCAAUAAAAGUCUCGGCGGGUGUGGUCAUUGCAAAAUUUGAUGUUCCCGAUAUUAUUGACAAUGUGGUAGAUGCAGAUAAUAAGCAAGCGGAAAACCCCAUUUCAUUUGACAUCAUUAAGUUGUGUGACAUUGCCGAUGUGGUCAAGAUGCUGCACCUAGUUUCAUUGAGCGAACCUACAUGUGGCAUUGACUCUAUCUCACAGGCCCCUCAGUUUACUCCAAGUUCGAACAUGGUUGAAAAUUCAAGGAAUGGGCCGCUCCUUUGGUUUAGCAUUAUCUCUCCCGUGCAGAAACACGAGUGGGAGCCUCCACCUUGAGGACAAGGACUUAAACUUUUUUAUUCCCUAAAUAGGACUUAAUAAUGACCUUGUGGAAGG
Cuscuta campestris is the source of this 1271-nucleotide messenger RNA. Lineage: Eukaryota; Viridiplantae; Streptophyta; Magnoliopsida; Solanales; Convolvulaceae. The record is from the annotation of a GenBank genome assembly.